AUGCACUCGCGUCGACCCGAGACUUUGAAGAUUGACAUCUCAAAGUAUAGGGGGGUCGAAGAAGACUCCCUCUUGAGGUGGUUCGUCGAAUUGGAUGACGCCAUAAGGGCGCGUCGCAUCGACGACGGGGAUAUGCAAGUUGCAUUUGCCCAGUCAAAUCUGGCAGGACGUGCCAAGACUUGGGCACUGGGGCUCAAGUUGCACGACCCAUAUGCGUUUGGGUCGUUGGAAGUCUUCAAGUCGCGGCUCAGACAAACGUUUGAACCGCCUAGAGCUGAGUUCAGGGCUCGAACCGAACUCUUGAAGCUCAAACAGGGUAAGCGUGCUGUGCACGCUUACGCCCAACAUACACGACAUCUUACGAGUUGUAUAAGUUCCAAUCCGGUGGAUGAACACACGUUGGUUUCGGUGUUCAUGCAGGGUCUUGCGGAUGGUCCCGUCAAGACUCACCUGUUCCGGCUUGAACUAGAUUCACUAGAACAAGCCAUUUCCAUUGCGGAGCAGGAAGACUUCAGUCUGAGACAGGCUCGCGCCAGCUCGACAUCAUAUCGUCAACCGAGACGAUAUGACAACGGAGGUCCAGAGCCGAUGGAACUCUGUUAUGUAGAGCGAGAAGGCUCGCUCUACAGACUACAAGAAGUUGCAGAGAUGCAACAGAUGUCAAAAGACAGGACACUACGCUUACGAGUGUAG
Messenger RNA from Peronospora matthiolae, 693 nucleotides. The record is from the annotation of a GenBank genome assembly. NCBI's taxonomy places the organism in Eukaryota, Oomycota, Peronosporomycetes, Peronosporales, Peronosporaceae.